This is a messenger RNA of Cryptomeria japonica (Japanese cedar), 1129 nucleotides long. Its product is annotated as transcription factor MYB21. The transcript has 4 exons. NCBI's taxonomy places the organism in Eukaryota, Viridiplantae, Streptophyta, Pinopsida, Cupressales, Cupressaceae. The record is from RefSeq and is a predicted model, not a curated record. Gene Ontology annotation, biological process: regulation of DNA-templated transcription. Gene Ontology annotation, molecular function: sequence-specific DNA binding; DNA-binding transcription factor activity. Bases 288 to 1109 code for a protein of 273 amino acids. Gene Ontology annotation, cellular component: nucleus.
UCAAAUGAAGUUAGUCCAAACAAUAAACAAAACUCACAAUUAUUCACUUCGGACACGUGGAGUAAAGUUGCACAGAAGAUAACUUGUUUUAUAGGGAUGUGAUUAUUGGCUGUCAUUAUAUAUAAGCUAUGUGGCAAAGGAAAUGCACCACUCAGGCUCCUGGGUAAUCUCAUAGAAACUCGUCUUAUUGUUUUAGUGAGUUGUUCACUCUUUUUCCUAACCAGGUUUUUAUGAGUUCUCAGCAGACAUACAGUGAAAUAGUGUGAUACAGAGAGAAUCAGAAUACGAUGGACAACAGAAGUGCUGGUGGGUUGAUGAAAGACGAAAGAAAGAGAGGACCCUGGAUUUUUGAGGAGGACAUUCGACUUAUUUCUUAUAUUACUCUUCAUGGUGAAGGGAGUUGGGAAUUUCUAGCCAAAGCAUCAGGGCUGAACAGAAGUGGGAGGAGCUGCAGGUUGAGAUGGCUCAACUACCUUCGUCCUGAUCUCAAUCACACCAACAUGACUCCCCAGGAAGAACGAUUGAUUGUUGAUCUCCACGCCCGUUGGGGAAACAGGUGGUCUCGAAUAGCAGAAAGUUUACCGGGCAGGACAGACAACGCAAUCAAGAAUUUUUGGAGAACCCAUCUCAAAAAAAAGAUAAAACUACAAGAAAAAAAUAGCGGCAAGAAAGCACAUUUUGAGAGUUCAACUCAUUCUUCCUCCCCCGCAGCUACAGUUGAACCUAAAGUUAGUUUUGAGAAGGAUAUUUGCUAUAGCUAUCAAGGGAAAAUAACUGAGAAGCCCAGAGUUCCAUGUAUGAUCCACAUUAUGGAGGAACAAGAGCAAACUGCAAUUACUCCGGUUCAUAAAAGCCCAAUUCCAAAUAGAACUUACGAGUUUCAGGAUGCUUCUGCUUCAGAUUUUGCCCCAUUUGGAGCAGCUUUGGCGCAGGAAGAAUAUUCAACUGACUUGCCUCACUUCUUCUCAGGGGAAUUUCUUAGCUCUGAAUUGUAUAGCAAUGGCGAAGUGGGUUCUCCAGAGUUUCUCUUCAGUAGAGAGUUGUACUCUGAUGAACUAUGGAACAUGGAUGAACAAAAUUACUACGUCGUCAAUUCUCCACUGGCAUAAUAUGAACCUAAGGAAAUGAA